AGAAGGAGAGAAAUAGAUCCGGCGGUCCGAUCACAGCUGAUAGCCUGGAUGCGGGGUGGGCACCCCAGCACGGGUUUGGCGCUCCAGGAAUGUGUCACGGCAGCAGCAGUUCUACUUUUGACCGAGUGGAUCAUGGCGUGGACAUCCGACCCCGAACUCUGUCUCCCAGUCAGGCUACAAAUGUCCAACUCACAGGCCAUCUUUAGAAAAAUACCCAUGCAUGCAAGUCUGCAAUCCUGCCCUCGUAGACAUAUUUGUGCCGCAGGCGUGGAUUGACUGGAGCGCAAGUGUCCUUGUCAAAAGGUGUGCUAAUUCUGGCCGAGACCUAACCAUGGUGUUCCCAAUAUAUAUAAAUAUCAUUUGUCUGUGAGAGUAGUUUGUAUCAUAAAUACACUUAAGAUUCGUACAAACAACUAUCACAAUAAAAGAAGGCUGCGUCAUUAUUUAUGAUACGUCCUCCUAUAGGCCUACCUACCUACCAAUGAUGACCUAAUUUGUGAUUCGUCUAAAUGAGAAUGAUACAAUGAUAGCGACAGGGCAUGGUAAUGAAAAGAGUAGUGCAUCAUCUGGUCAACGGUUAUUAAAACAACAUGUAUGGACUAAGAGCAUUAGUCAUUCCCCGUGUUUCAGCGAGGGACACCUGUUGAAUGCGGCCGGGUGGGUAGCUACGUUGAGAGGGCGGAGCUACGACGUAAAGCCCAUAUUUGGGCUGCCCCACCUCUUCGAAUUAACGCCAUCUGUUCCACUUUGCGUCGCUGAAAUCCGAGCUGCUGUAAGUAUUGUAUUACUCCCAAUUACCUUUUCCAACAGCGAUAUCUGCUUUUGCGUUUCCAGGCAUUGCUCUUUAGUUGUGGGUGUUAUGUUAUUGUUUUAUUUUGAAUAGCAUUAGCAUUUGAAGUGUCUUAUUCGGAUGACUGUUGCUUAUAAUCCAUUAGGCCUUUUUCUACAGUAUGCUGUAAAUCCCCGACAUUCAUAACUAGGUAAAUGGACACGCAAAAUACAACUCGAGGGUAGAUUAGUGUGAACAUGUUUUAUUCCAGGCUUUAAUAGGCUGUACGCCUAGAAAAUAUGACGUCUCAAACCAUUUAAAACAUGAAAGGGCAGAUAAAGUCAGAGCGAAAGGACAUGUGGUGUGAUAUAUUACCGUGGAGUCGACAUGUUGUGCGUAUGUUAUUGAAUACAUACGAUGGAAGAAUACAUGACACGGAAGUGACGUGCCUCAUCGAGCACGCACGCAGCUCUUUUACUAUUGGCCUAAAACGUGCGGAGCUUUUCAUUUAAAUGUCUGGGCGGUGCCGUUUGUCCACGUCCGAGUGCCUUAGUAAAUAAACAUUGUUACCGGUUAGGGGAUUUUUUGCAUUUAUUUGUUAUGCACUGUGGACAUAUCGUAAAAAAUGGUUUGAUCUGAAUCUCUUUUUAUUUUGCAGAGACGAGAAGGAAGUAGCGAGGCAAGGGAUGGUAACCAUGAGGAUUCGGACAGAAUACAUGAAGAAAUUUAAAGAUCCCAAAUGGGAAUCCUACUCCAAGUGUUAUGAGGAGUUGUUCAGGUACCGGAUGGCCCGGAGGCUUCUAGAGCACAGUCACAACCCUUGGUUCUGGAGCGGAUCCGACACCGACUCCGAUGUUAGCGAAAGCCCUACGCAGUCGAACAAAAAACCCACAGAAACUGUAACCGCAGGAGACCGACAAGAUGCUGAAGAAUAUGAACAAUGUAGGGGAGACGGUAGAGUCCGGCAGGGGAGGCACAGGGUAACUCUUCCGUGUAGCACAGAAACGGUACCAAAGAUUCAACUUCCAGAAGAGGUUGAGGAUGCGUCUCAUACGACCUCUGCUGCCAACGGAGGCCAACGUGAGGGUGUGGCCGAGUUAAGACCCCAAGUGGAGGAGGAGAGCGAGGAGCAGAGGGCCAACAGUAGAUGUAGUAAUCAACCACCAACUCUUGCAAAGCAACCUGACCAAGAAAGAGUUUCCCGCCACCCAGAGCGGGUGAAGACCGCCUCCAGGUCUACUAAAGCACCUCAGCUUGUUAAGAGAGUGAGGUCUGCGCCGAAGCACAGGCCUCGGGACGAGAGCAUGGAGGGCCGGCAUCCCUUUGCCCUGUACGGGCAGGGGGAGCGGGCUGCCGACAUGGCUGCCAAGAGGACUCAUAAUGUGGGCCCUGCGGCCUCCACUGGGGAGAUCCAUGAGUCAGCACUACGAGCCAAGACCAGGCGGGAUGUAGAGCGUCUUCUCCAGACCCAGCGAGUUGAGCAGCGAAGAGCGAAAUCGGCUGACCUGGACAAGAAAAGAACCGGGCCAGAACAGCCGGAGUUCAACCCCUGGCUGACGGAGUACAUGAGAUGCUUCUCCGCCCGUGCACGGUAGAACAAAUGGAUGGACCAACAUUGUGGUCCUCAAAGACUAAAAAACACACACACACACACACACACACACACACACACACACACACACACACACACACACACACACACACACACACACACACA
This is a messenger RNA of Gadus chalcogrammus (walleye pollock), 2486 nucleotides long. It is a transcript of the gene ccsapb, whose product is annotated as centriole, cilia and spindle-associated protein b. Lineage: Eukaryota; Metazoa; Chordata; Actinopteri; Gadiformes; Gadidae. The record is from RefSeq and is a predicted model, not a curated record. The transcript is spliced from 4 exons. Gene Ontology annotation, molecular function: microtubule binding. Bases 1456 to 2364 code for a protein of 302 amino acids. Gene Ontology annotation, cellular component: ciliary transition zone; spindle; ciliary basal body. Gene Ontology annotation, biological process: regulation of mitotic spindle assembly.